Talaromyces stipitatus ATCC 10500 is the source of this 2094-nucleotide messenger RNA. Its product is annotated as sucrose transporter, putative. Gene Ontology annotation, molecular function: sucrose:proton symporter activity. The record is from RefSeq and is a predicted model, not a curated record. NCBI's taxonomy places the organism in Eukaryota, Fungi, Ascomycota, Eurotiomycetes, Eurotiales, Trichocomaceae. Bases 89 to 2053 code for a protein of 654 amino acids. The transcript is spliced from 4 exons. Gene Ontology annotation, cellular component: membrane.
UACAUUUUGAGCAAACUUGACCAUCUCCCUCAAACAUGCUCCUAGCAGCUUCCUCUUAGCUUUGACACACACACCGACCUAACAAAAAAUGUCGAACCCUGAUCAUCAUCAUCAUAUGACUGAUGCCAAUGAGAACUCUCCUCUAGUAAUGUCGCCGGUAAAGCCGAGCGCUGAUCUUCAGCGUCAAGGUGCUGCUAUCGAGGCGGAUGCGCUUGCAAGGGCUCGACGGCGGAAUGAGUUGGCUGACCAGGAAUCCAAGAGUACUUGGUAUCUUGUUUUGCUUACUUUGAGUAUAGGAGGUCUGCAGGUAGUUUGGUCCGUUGAGCUUUCUAAUGGGUCGCCAUUUUUACUCUCAUUGGGGAUGAGUAAAGCCCUCCUGGCAAUCGUAUGGGUUGCGGGUCCCUUAACAGGCACCCUUGUGCAACCCUAUAUCGGCAUCCUGAGUGACAACUGCCGCAUUCCUUGGGGCAAGAGAAAACCCUUUAUGAUUGGAGGUGGUCUGGCUACUAUCUUUUGUCUGAUGAUCUUGGCGUGGGUGAGAGAGAUUGUUACUGGCGUUCUUGGUAUAUUUGGUGCAGAUGCGCAGUCGAAUGGUGUGAAGGUUACUACAUUGGUGUUUGCUACGAUUAUGAUGUUCUGUUUGGAUUUUGCUAUUAAUACAGUGCAAGCCGGUAUUCGAGCUUUUAUAGUUGAUUGUGCUCCGGCGCAUCAACAGGAGCCCGCGAAUGCGUGGGCUAGUCGAUUGACGGGUGCCGGCAACAUUAUAGGGUACAUCCUUGGUUAUAUGGAUUUGCCGAAAGUGUUUCCUAUCUUCGGGAAUACUCAAUUCAAAAUCCUGUGCUUGAUUGCCAGUUUCUCCCUCGGUAUUACGCUGUUAAUCAGCUGCCUUACCAUCAAAGAGCGUGAUCCACGUGUUGAUGGACCACCACCUCCAGUUGGUAUGGGUCUGAUUUCAUUCUUCAAAGGUGUCUGGAAAUCCAUUCGCAAUCUACCACCUCAAAUCCGUAAAGUGUGUGAAGUCCAACUAGCGGCUUGGAUUGCUUGGUUCCCCUUUUUAUACUAUUCAACAACUUACAUCGGACAACUCUACGUGAACCCGAUUUUUGAAAAACAUCGUGACUUGACAGAUGACGAAAUCAACCGAGCAUGGGAGGACGCCACGCGUAUUGGAUCUUUUGCACUGCUGGUGAAUGCGAUUGUUUCUUUUACGGCAAAUAUCGUUCUGCCGCUCUUGAUUGUUCCGUCGUAUAAACAGAUACAGGUUUCGACGGAUAAUAUCGAUUUUAUGCCAGUGGCCCAAGAUAUUGACUCCGCAGAGGAGGAGAUUAGGAGAUCUAUUUCUGAGUUGCAAGGUCAUAUUGCAUCUGAGCCUCUCCUAUCUCACGAGGCAGUUUCAAUUGAAAGCGAUGAGGUUGACGAUGCCAAGAAAAAAAGGUUUGAUUUUGUCAAGAAACUUCGGAUACCCGGGUUAACGUUGCGACGUACGUGGCUACUUUCGCUCGCGUUGCUCUCAGUUUGCAUGUUCAGCACUUUUUUCAUCACUACGGCACAAGCAGCUACAGUUGUUAUUGGUAUAGUUGGUAUCUCCUGGGCUGUCACGCUAUGGGCCCCGUUUGCAUUGAUAUCCGCAGAAGUGGCACAACGUGAUGCCGAGAGACGACUGAAUCGUCUCCAAGCCGAAUUUGAUGCGUUAUCUGGCCAUGAGAUAACUCAUACCGCGGAGAUCGAAAGGAAUCAUGAAGAAGAGGAAGAGGAUGAGGACGAGGAGGAACAAGAUAUCGAAGCGGCAGCGACCAUCCCAAAGAUCGACACCGAUGAAGCAUCACCCACCGACCAAGCCGGAAUCGUACUUGGCUUACAUAAUGUUGCCGUAUCUUUCCCGCAGAUUUUCUCCACGAUGAUUAGCAGUUUGAUAUUCAAGGCGUUGCAGAAGCCGCGCGGCGAGCCCUGGGAUGAUAGUGUGGGAUGGGUUAUGCGGUUUGGCGGAUGUGCUGCUCUGGUAGCUGCUUUGCUGGCGCGGAGACUUGAGGAGAAGGGUUCUAAUUCUAGAUAAAUUUGUAUACUACUAUGUACACGUCUGUAUAAUUUGUUUCC